UAUUUCAUUUCUUGUAGUGAGACUGUGAUAAGGAGCUGAAAAUUCAUGAAUAACACACAGAAGAUGAGUAUGGAGGAGUCAUUACUGCCGAUUUCAAAGCCAAAAGAUGAAGAAACAACAGGUUUUGAUCUAAUGUCACGGUAUGAGCUCAUUCAAGAAGCCAAAAACCUAAGUUUUAUAGCAGCUCCAAUGGUGGCUGUCACUCUAUCUUUAUACUUGAUCAACGUUAUAUCCAUGAUGAUGGUCGGUCAUCUCGGAGAACUCGCACUUUCCAGCACCGCGGUUGCGAUCUCUCUCUCCUCGGUUACCGGCUUCAGUGUGCUCAGCGGAAUGGCCUGUGCACUGGAAACUCUAUGUGGGCAAGCAUACGGGGCGGAGCAGUACCGAAAACUCGGAAACCAGACUUAUAGUGGUAUAUUUUCUUUGAUAUUGGUAGCUUUUGGUGUCUCUAUUAUAUGGAUGAACAUGGAGAAAUUGCUCAUUUUGAUUGGUCAAGAUCCUACAAUAGCUCAUGAAGCUGGAAAUUUUACAAGGUUGCUUGUUCCUGCACUUUUUGCUUAUGCAAUUUUUCAGCCACUCAUCAGAUACUAUCAAACACAAAGCUUAACUACUCCCAUUCUCAUAAGCGCCUGUGCCACACUUGCAUUACACAUACCUUUGAGUUGGGUUUUAGUGUUCGAGUCGGGGCUUGGAAACCUUGGCGGAGCGCUAGCGAUCAGUAUUUCGAAUUGGUUGAAUGUUAUUUUUCUUGUGGUGUACAUGAGGUAUUCGUCUGCUUGUGAGAAAACUCGCGUUCCGAUUUCUAUGGAAGUGAUCCAUGGAGUAGGGGAGUUCUUCCGUUUCGCUAUCCCUUCUGUUUUAAUGAUUUGCUUACAAUGGUGGUCGUAUGAGAUUGUAAUCUUGCUGUCAGGGCUGUUACCAAAUCCACAGCUCGAAACUUCAGUUCUAUCAGUGUGUCUUACAACAAUCGCCACUCUUUAUUCAAUCCCUUAUGGACUAAGUGCUGCAGUGAGCACCCGAGUAUCGAAUGAGUUAGGAGCAGGAAAUGCAAGAGCAGCGCGAAAUUCUGCUUAUACCGUAAUAGUCAUUACGGUAACUGAGCUUAUUGUGGUGAGCGCUAGUCUCUUAGCCACCCGGCAAGUGUUCGGUUACACAUUCAGCAGUGAAAAAGAAGUAGUCGAGGCUGUAUCAGCCAUGGCUCCGUUACUCUGUUUAUCCGUAAUAAUUGACGGAUUUCAGGACAUCCUUUCAGGUGUCGCGAGGGGGACGGGGUGGCAAGAUAUAGGAGCGUAUGUGAACUUAGGAGCGUUAUAUCUUAUUGGAAUUCCAAUUGCUAUCAUUUUAGGAUUUCGGUUUGAGCUUAGAGGAAGGGGACUUUGGAUUGGCAUUCAAAUUGGUGCCGGUUUACAAGCAGUGCUGCUCUUACUAGUCACAUUUCUUACCAAUUGGGAAAAACAGGCAAGGAAAGCGAGAGAAAGAAUCUUUAAUGAAAAUUCUUCCAUGGAAAAUUUAUUAAGAUGAAUGAGGAAAUAGCUAAUUAUUUUCGAGUAUAGGCAAGAAUUUAUUUUUUUAUUUAUUUGUUUAAUUAAGUAAUUUGUAUGUAAGUCGGAUCACCCUUUAUGGCUGUAAUGAAAGAAAAUAUUUUUGUAAGGAGACAAUUAAUAUUGUUUAGAAAAACAAACACAGAGCGUUGAUAUAUUUAGAACUUAUAAUGAAAACCGGUUACUACAGAGCGUUGAUAUA
This is a messenger RNA of Mercurialis annua (annual mercury), 1743 nucleotides long. Its product is annotated as protein DETOXIFICATION 12-like. Bases 46 to 1521 code for a protein of 491 amino acids. Gene Ontology annotation, biological process: xenobiotic detoxification by transmembrane export across the plasma membrane. Gene Ontology annotation, cellular component: membrane. The transcript has 7 exons. Gene Ontology annotation, molecular function: antiporter activity; xenobiotic transmembrane transporter activity. The record is from RefSeq and is a predicted model, not a curated record. Lineage: Eukaryota; Viridiplantae; Streptophyta; Magnoliopsida; Malpighiales; Euphorbiaceae.